AAAGUUGUCGCUUCAGAAUGGAGCUGGCGGAGGUUGAGUUUCUCGCAGAGAAAGAGAUGGUGAAAAUCAUCCCAAACUUCAGUCUUGACAAAAUCUAUUUAAUCGGGGGUGAUCUGGGUCCAUUUAAUCCGGGUCUGCCAGUAUAUGUUCCCGUAUGGUUGGCGCUCAAUCUUAAACAGAGACAGAAGUGCAGGAUUGUGCCUCCAGAAUGGAUGGACACUGACAAACUGGAGGAGAUUCGAGAACAGGAAAGAAAACUGGACACAUUUACUCCUAUCCUGAGUCCAUAUUACAUGGAGCUGACCAAAUUAUUACUCAACCAUGCUGCAGAUAACAUUCCUAAAGCUGAUGAGAUCCGUACGCUGGUGAAGGACAUCUGGGAUACGCGCAUCGCCAAACUCAGACUUUCUGCUGACAGUUUCAUCAGCCAGCAGGAGGCGCAUGCGCGGCUGGAUAACCUCACGCUUAUGGAGAUCAACACCACACGCUCAUUUUUGCUGGAUUCUUUGAACUACAUGUACAAACUGCGCUCAAACCUGCAGCCAGGUAGAACUCGUGACUACUGAGACGCUCUCAAACACUGGACUCACUCUUACAGGACUGAUGUUAUUUUCAGCCUCAUGCUCAAGGGCUCAAGUUUGCUUUCAUGUUCUGUAGCAGAUAUUGUGGAAUUUGAGCCUUUGAAUUAGGUUGUAAUGGUUUAUUUGAAAUAAGGUGUUGUGAUUCCUGUAGAGAUCAUGUUUGUGUCAACUAUUGUUCAAAAAAAUGUACUGGAGAGUAUUUUGUGUGAUUUAAUCUUUUGUUUUAAACACAUUUAUGAAAAACUUUACCAGCCCAGUCUGGUGCCAUUUUUUCACCACAGUGCAUGUUUGACAAUGGAAUUUUUUGUUGAUCUUUUGCAGUUUGAUUAUCUUUGGCAUCAUUAACCAUCACGGUUUACUGUUGACUGUUUAUGGUGACUUUUCAAAGAUCAAGAUGAUAUCCGUUCAUACCCGCAGUGUGAAAAUAGGUGACUGAUGCUGGACUGUUACUGUAACAGAUGAGUAAAAACCCCUAAUGAAGGGUUGUAUAAUGAAUAAAAUACUACUAAAGCAGAAAAUGUUCUAUUUUCUCAGUUUAUAUUUGUUUUAACUAUGCAUUUACACUACCGGUCAAACGUUUUGAAACACUUGACUGAAAUGUUUCUCAUGAUCUUAAAAAUCUUUUGAUCUGAAGGCGUAUGCUUAAAUGUUUAAAAUUAGUUUUGUAGACAAAAACAUAACUGUGCCACCAUAUUAAUUUACUUCAUUAUAAAACUAAAAUUUCAUUUAAAAAAAAGUUUUUAUGAAAUUGAUGACUUGGACCAAAUAAUAAAGAAAAGCAGCCAAUAAGUGCCCAACAUAUAGAUGGGAACCCCUUCAAUACUGUUUAAAAAGCAUCUCAGGGUGAUACCUCAAGAAGUUGGUUGAGAAAAUGUCAAGAGUACAUGUCUGCAAAUUCUAGGCAAAGGGUGACUACUUUGAAGAUAUAACACAGUUUUGAUUUAUUUUGGAUUUUGUUUAGACACAACAUAAUUCCCAUAGUUCCAUUUAUGUUAUUCCAUAGUUUUGAUGACUUUACAUUAUUCUAAAAUGUGAAAAAAAAUUAUAAUAAAGAAUGUGUUUCAAAACUUUUGACUGGUAGUGUAUAUUUAGUAGUUAACCUGUCAUGUACUGAGGGUGUUUAACGUGGAGGAAAACUUACUAAGGAAAAACAUCCAGUACGUUUGGCAGUUUAAUUAACGAAAGCCAUGACGAAAAGCUGUUGUGUAGUUUUUUGUACUUCAAAGCAAAAAAACUCAUUUAAAUAGCCUACCAAAUGAAUAUUAAUGAAUUAUUAGACAAAUGCUGUUUAAAAUAGUUUUAGGAGUGUUGCACAAUAGAACAUCAACAUUCUGAAAAUAUUUCAUGUCAACUUACUAAAAUUUUGUAAUUAUUUGCAUUAAUUUAUAUAUAAAAUACAUUUGAUUUUUUGGCAAAUAGAUUUAAAUUUGUGUGGACUUGCACAAAAUUAGUUAUUGUAUAUACAUAUUGUAUAUUGUACAAUAUUGUAAAUGCAUACUAUAUUUUGAUAAUAUACAAAAAAUUGCCAAAGAUAUAUCUGAUUUAAUAAGUACAUAUUUAUAUCAAGCAUAUUUUACAUAUAAAUGUACUAUAUAUUGUAUUUUCCUGGUUUAUUUUGGAUUUUUUUUAAAUAUAUAUUUUAAAAUACAUCAGAAAUAUAUAUUUAUUUAAUAUGGGAUAGUUCAACAGAAUCCCAUAUGUAAUGACGUAUUUGUAUGUGUCAUUUGAUGUGAUAUAAAGGGACAACAUUAGACUGUUUUUUGUUUGUGAGAAAAAAAUGUCCUCAACUGUCAAUGAGCAGUUAUGACGUCCUAUACAAU
Messenger RNA from Myxocyprinus asiaticus (Chinese sucker), 2401 nucleotides. RefSeq names its product DNA replication complex GINS protein PSF2-like. NCBI's taxonomy places the organism in Eukaryota, Metazoa, Chordata, Actinopteri, Cypriniformes, Catostomidae. The coding region runs from base 18 to 566 and encodes 182 amino acids. The record is from RefSeq and is a predicted model, not a curated record. Gene Ontology annotation, biological process: double-strand break repair via break-induced replication; DNA replication. Gene Ontology annotation, cellular component: nucleus; GINS complex. The transcript is spliced from 5 exons.